CUAAUUCCUCAAUUUUCCCCCAAUUACCCAUUCCAUUCGCUGGCCCUCUCUCGCCAUCUCUCGCCCUCUCCAGGAAAUGAAGCUAAUUCGUGCUGCGCUAUGGUCCGCAAACGCCGCUUUGUCCCGUCAAUCGCGAAACCCUAAUGGGAUUCGGCCAUUUUCUGUUGGCAUUUUCUCAGGUAUUAAGGACAGGCUGAACUCAAAUACAUCUGAAUCUGUUGAUGACUUUGAACAACGCAUUUUUGGCAAUGGAAACCUUAAUAGUAGCUCGAAUGCAUUCUACAAAAAGCUCGACAAGGCCGAGAAGGCGCACGAUCGAUCUGGGUUCGGUAACUCGUUCAAUUCGGGUAACAGGCCGAGUUUCAUGGAUGUCCUGGAUGAUGAUCAUAAUUCGUUAAUUGAUGGGAUGGAUGAUAAACUAAAGAAAGCCGCUUCUUACUUUGAGUUUGACCCUGAUGAAGUAACUAGAGAGGAUUACGCUUUCAGGCCAGAUGUGAAUUUUUUGAGUGGGAUGACUUAUGAUACCAAGGAUCUUGACGUGCGAAAGCCAGGCGUACGUAAGCCUCCCAAAAGGGCCGAGUUUGAAACAACAACGGAGGAAGUGCUGCUCAAAGCUGAUUUCAGGAAUGUGCAAUUCCUCGCGAACUUCAUUACUGAGGCUGGUGUCAUCAUCAAGAGGAGCAAGACUGGAAUAAGUGCUAAGGCACAGAGAAAAGUUGCUCGUGAGAUCAAAACUGCCCGGGCUUUUGGUUUGAUGCCUUUCACGACUAUGGGAACCAAACAAUUCAAGUAUGGGACGACUAUGGAGGAUGAGGAUCGUGAUUUCGAAUAUGAGUCCUAUGAGUAUAACUUUGUUAAUGAGGAUAGAGGUGAUGAUGUAGAUGCCUGAAUCUUUGGUCCGUUCGGUUUUUGUUGGGUUUAUGUUCGGAUAAUACGUGUCAAUGUUUAUCUUUGGCCCGUUUGGUUCUUGUAUGCCAAAUCCAAUGCCCUCUCUUGUAGUAGUGUACUCUCAGGUUUUCUGAAGGUGAGAUUUUACAGACAACAAAAUGAUGCUCCCUUGAAUUAUGAUGAUUAUGUGAACUGAGCAGUGAAUAUUUCGUGUCCAUUUACAUAAUAUUAGACACUGGAGUUCAGUUGAAUCAGUCUUCAAGUGGUUAUUAUUUUAUAAUUCCAGUCAGGAUUUAUGCUGCAUACUAGCCUUUGUUGGGGUUCAUCUCUACAUGCAAAUGAAACUUAACUGGAGAUAUUUUUGUAAGAAAGGG
This is a messenger RNA of Striga asiatica, 1262 nucleotides long. The record is from the annotation of a GenBank genome assembly. NCBI's taxonomy places the organism in Eukaryota, Viridiplantae, Streptophyta, Magnoliopsida, Lamiales, Orobanchaceae.